UAACAACCGCACAGCUGGAUUACACAUUGUAUUCAUGUGAAAGGCCAGCUGUUUGAGACAUGUAAACAAGCGUGUGGUGGAUAGUGCGUAUAAGAUCUCCUGGCUACAGUACACAGUAUCUUGAAGAGAACUACACAGACAUUAGGACUACUGAGACUAAGAAGGAAUAAUGCCGAAAACAGUACUGAUGAUAUUACUAAUGUAUCUCGUGCUACUGGAUAUCUCUCUCCAAGACAACGGGGAAAAGUCCAAUGAAGAAUACCAAAACAUCACAUCUAUCAGGCCAAGAAGCUUCAAUGGAAGGAGAAUGGCAACAAAAAUCAUACCCCCGGAAAUCAAGAUCAUGAUGGAGACAGACUCGUUUUCUUUUUCUCCCACUCCGUCCCUGGAGUUGGACCCAUUGGCCAAUGACACGGCCAGUUACUUCACUGGUGUCCUGAGCACCCGUGUCAUCCCUGCCAUCUACAUAGUGGCCAUUAUCAUUGGGAUACCAUCCAACACCAUUGUCCUGGUGGCUCUGAGCUCCAAAACCAAAGCAUUCUCCGCCGCCAUCCUCUAUUUCAGCCUGGCCCUGUCUGACCUGCUAUUCCUGCUAACUCUAACACUGAGAGUGUUCUACCACUUCAACGGAAACCACUGGGUGUUUGGGGAGGCUGCGUGCAGGGUGGUGACAGCCUGUUUCUAUGGAAACGUCUACUGCUCCAUCAACACGCUCAUGUGUAUCAGCAUCAAGCGCUACCUGGCCACUGUCCACCCCUUCACCUAUAAGAGCCUGCCCAAGCACUCCUGCACCCUGUGGAGCAGUCUGAUGGUCUGGUUUCUGUUUUUCACUGCCAUGGUUCCAGAACUCCUCAUUACUCAGAGCUACCAUCUCCCACAACUUGGGAUAACCAGCUGCCAUGAUGUCCUCCCCCUAAAUGACAAAUCAUUCUCCUUCCUGCCCUACUAUAAACUCACCCUGAUUUGUAUGGGAUUCUUUGUGCCCUUCAUAGUCACUGUCAUCUCCCAUGUGUCUAUAAUCUACCAGCUGAACAAGGCAUACGAUGACUGGAUGUAUUUUAUCAAAAUGAGCACCUUGGUGUUCAUUAUAUUCACAGUGUGCUUUAUGCCCAGUAAUGUAAUCCACUUCAUUCAUUAUGUCAAAUUGUACACCAGCACAGAGGAGCACUUCUAUGUGUACUACAGUGUGGCAAUGUGUUUGUGUGGCUUUCACAGCUGUCUGGACCCCUUCCUGUUCUCCUUCAUGUCCAGAUCGACAGGGUCAAAGCUGUACUUCAUCACAUUUAAGGGAAAAACAUAA
Messenger RNA from Conger conger (European conger), 1300 nucleotides. Its product is annotated as proteinase-activated receptor 3-like. The transcript has 2 exons. The record is from RefSeq and is a predicted model, not a curated record. Gene Ontology annotation, biological process: phospholipase C-activating G protein-coupled receptor signaling pathway; blood coagulation; positive regulation of Rho protein signal transduction. Gene Ontology annotation, molecular function: thrombin-activated receptor activity. Gene Ontology annotation, cellular component: membrane. Lineage: Eukaryota; Metazoa; Chordata; Actinopteri; Anguilliformes; Congridae. The coding region runs from base 170 to 1300 and encodes 376 amino acids.